AUGGCGCUCAAGGCACUCGUCGGUCAAAAGAUUAUGAAUGAGGUGGUUCGCUCUAAAACAAAAAAGGGCAAGGAGAUGGAAUGGCGUGUGCUUGUUGUCGAUCAACUUGCAAUGCGCAUGGUGUCGUCUUGUUGUAAAAUGCAUGACAUUACUGCAGAAGGAGUCACAAUCGUUGAAGACAUUCACAAAAAACGUGAGCCACUCGCCACAAUGGAAGGUGUCUACUUAAUCACGCCGUGUGAGAGGUCUGUUCAUGCACUCAUGCAAGACUUCAGCUCCCCCAACAGAACCAUGUACAAAGCGGCUCAUGUUUAUUUCACAGAAGUGUGCCCUGAAGAACUCUUCAAUGAACUGUGCAAAUCUUGUGCUGCUAAAAAGAUUAAGACACUGAGAGAAAUCAACAUUGCUUUUCUCCCAUAUGAGUGUCAGGUGUUCUCUCUGGAUGCACCUGAGACAUUCCAGUGUAUGUACAACCCACAGUUCAUCAAUACACGCAGUGCCAACAUGGAACGCAUUGCUGAGCAAAUUGCGACACUCUGUGCUACUCUUGGAGAGUAUCCAUCUGUACGCUACAGAAGUGAUUUCGAUAAGAAUGUGGAGCUGGCACAAAUGGUCCAACAGAAAUUGGAUGCAUACAAAGCUGAUGAGCCCACCAUGGGAGAAGGCCCUGAGAAAGCUCGUUCACAAUUGCUGAUCUUGGAUCGAGGAUUUGACUGUGUAUCUCCACUCCUGCACGAGCUGACAUUCCAGGCUAUGGCAUAUGAUCUCUUGCCUAUUGAAAAUGAUGUUUACAAGUAUGAAGCUACGCAAGGACAACCUGAGAAAGAAGUUCUAUUGGAUGAAAAUGAUGAGUUGUGGGUUGAGUUGCGUCAUCAGCAUAUUGCUAUUGUGUCGCAGAAUGUCACCAAAAACCUUAAGAAAUUCAUCGACUCUAAACAACGUAUGCCAACUGGAGACAAACAGUCAAUGCGUGACCUCUCACAAAUGAUCAAGAAGAUGCCCCAGUACCAAAAGGAACUAAGCAAAUACUCCACACAUUUGCACCUUGCUGAAGACUGCAUGAAAAUGUAUCAGGGCAAUGUUGAUAAAUUGUGUCGCGUCGAGCAAGAUCUGGCUAUGGGCACAGAUGCUGAGGGAGAACGCAUUAAGGAUCAUAUGCGCAAUAUUGUGCCCAUUCUUCUUGACCAAAACAUUUCAAACUAUGACAAGAUGCGUGUGAUACUUCUUUACGUCAUUUCAAAAAAUGGUAUCACUGAAGAGAACCUCACUAAAUUGGUGCAACAUGCACAAAUUUCCAGCUCUGAGAAGCAAGCCAUUGUGAAUCUGGCCAACCUUGGACUGAAUGCAGUGGUUGAUGGCACAAGAAAGAAGAUAUACAAUGUUCCACGGAAAGAGCGUAUAACAGAACAGACCUAUCAGAUGUCCCGCUGGACUCCUGUUGUAAAGGACAUCAUGGAAGACUCCAUUGAAGAAAAACUUGACCUGAAGCAUUUCCCUUUCCUGGCAGGCAGAGCAGCUACUGGCAACUAUCAUGCCCCUACCAGCAGUGCGCGAUAUGGGCAGUGGCACCGUGACAAAGGUCAGCAAGCGGUGAAGAAUGUGCCUCGCCUGAUAGUUUUCAUCAUUGGUGGAUGUAGCUUCUCUGAAAUUCGUUGUGCCUAUGAGGUUACCAACCAGGUGAAAAACUGGGAAGUUAUUAUUGGAUCGUCUCACAUUCUUACUCCAGAAGAUUUCCUUACCAACCUUUCCAAUCUAAGUUCUUAGAUUGAUGGAGUUUCUCUAUUUCAAUAUGCUGCACAUAAGCAAGAUUAGCAUGUGCUAUUGGCCUCUGGAGUUGCUUGAUGGUCUCCAAUUGCAUUCUUGUUGUUUCAGUUGUAAAUGUCAAUUUGAAUUAGAUACAUCGCUUUUCGUACUAUCCUUGCUUCUAAUUGAAGGAAAAAAAAAAAGUUUAUUAAACUGGGGUGCCUACCUCUGAACAUUAAAGAAAAGAAAUGAGCUGGCAAUCAAAUUCCCAAUAUCCAUGGUUUUCUUUUUUAAUUUGGACAUUUUCAGGCAGAUGGUGCACCAUAAUUUCUUACAACUGAGGUUUUCUUUCUGGCUCCUCUAGGAAUAUGUUUUGAUCGGAGUCUUUGCUUUGCCAAUCUCUCUUAUGUCAAAUCCAUGUCAGUUUUUAUUUGGCAUUCUAACUGUUCUGAGGAUAGCAGUGUUUAAAUAAGACCCCUGUACAACAAAAAGUGAUAUGUAAUGCGAGUAGUGAUAUUAGUUUGCUGUGAAUAUUUUUCACUAUUUGAUCUAUCCAAACAACUCUCUUUCCUUUCCAUCAGCUCUCGAGCUGGCAGUGAGAAAACGUGAUGUCUUAACCAUAAUUUGUGUAAUAUUAUUCAUACAGUUGCCGAAUAGAUUCAUAGCUGUGCCUUCUAGCUUCAGAAUUGUUGACUCCUUUCUCAAUUUUUUUAUUUAGUGAAAAUACUUCAAAUUUCUUUUGUGCUGCUUGUUUUGCAUUUAAUUUUAACCUCUGCUUAGGUGAACAUAGUAGAUAGGUUGUUUCUAUAUCACUCUUUUGCAUGAAAUGAUGUUCCAGUAAUGUUUUUUAAAGAGCACUGAAAAAUCCAUAGCUUUGUUGCUUAUUUUAAAUUUUUACUUUGCUUUGUUCAAUAUUUGUAGUUCUCCUGUACAUAGACUAUGUAAAAGAUAUUUGCUAGCAGAUCUUUCUAUACAAACAAUCUCUGUUUUGGGAUUUGUUAGUUUUUAAUGUAAAGGAGCAUUUUUGUUUGUUUGUUAAACUGUUGUAUAUAAGAUUUAUUAAAAUUUGUUAAUGUACUUCUGUUGUAAAUUACUGUGUAUGUUUUGCUUGAGUUGGUAGGGCAUUUUGAUCAGUACACAACCAGGCAAAGUGCCUUAGAGCUUGGAGUUACGGAUGUAGAUAUUCACAACCUGGGAUAAGCUAGAAGAAGACCUGCUGUCUUAAACCACUCUUAUUCACAGUGCUGCCAAAAGUGUGGACCAUCAAAAAAAUAAUUUAAAAAAUCGAUUUUCUUUGUACUUACAUUCAUUUAGUGUGAUAUGAGUAUUACAAAUAGCAAAUUUUCACUCAUGAUACAACUAAAUCUUGUACAGUCGAAAAUCUCUCUAACACAGGUUGCGACUUAUCUGGCGGUGUGUACUGUUGGUUAUCUGCUCAUUCGAACGUGUUAGCUGCCUUUGCUAAAUCAUUGUAUCUAUUAAGAGUUUAAUAGAAUUGUCAUUAAUUAAAUCUGGCAAAUUUGGAUAGGCUUUUCAUUACCUAAUUACUGCUGAUUAAUUUAUCAUUCCAGUUUUGGGUCAAGUCAAUUUUAACUAGUAUCUUGGUUUUGUAUGAAACCUUAUAUUAUGAUUCAAUUGUUAUGGUAAUCAGGAUAAACCAUUAAAAAUUUUACGGUAGAAUGUACUGUUUAGCCUCGUAGAUGAUCAGAGUGUUUUGAACAUUUCAUACUAUUUGACAGUUAGGAGUAUUAAUACUAGUAUUCUCUCAAGAUGGAGGGUAUUUUCUUAAAGUAACUUUACACCAAUGUAUUUUUCCGUUUAUAUGUAAGUCUAUGUUCAGUAUUUUCCCUGCUAUUUUAAUUUGGAUACCUGUAAAGGAGAACUAAGAAAUAAAUUAUCAUGGAGCCUUUAUGUUUGUUUGUGAAACCACUGCUAAAGUUUCUUGAAAGUGUAUCUUAAUGUCACAAUAGCUUAUUAGUUAAUCUUCUCAUCACACUUUUUUAUCUUAAAAAUCUUCAGCUUAAAAUUUUGUUUCACAAACUUUAAAGUUCUUACUGCAUAUGAAGUUUAUCAUUCUAGUACUUUCUUAUUAUUGGCUAGAAAGUUGUUAAACAGAUUAUCUCAGACUCAGAGCUGUGCCGGCAAAAUUUCAUGCCACUUAAUUCCAUGAAAACAGGUUUUGCAUCUUCUCUGAAUUGAUUCACUCUUUUCACCUUGCUCCACUGGUAAAGUUGUCUUGUGUAGUAUUAAACCUCAUCGAUGGUAACCUUUCCUAAUAUCUGAUGAUGGCUUUUCCCAAAACAAUGCUGUAGUAUGUUACCAGUGGUGAGGGAAAGAAAAUUCUGGACAGUACAAAAGUCUCUAAUGGAAACAUUGUCACUUUCAAAUGUUGCAAAGUUACAUUCAUGUGCAAUAUUACUCUAGCGUUUGUCAUUAAGUAAGUAAAGAGAUGAGUAUACCUAAUUGAAUGAUAUGUCUCAGGACACCACUUCUCCAUAUUUAUAGAUUGAAUAGAAUAGGAAGGAUGCACAUGAUCUCUUUGGAAUGGAAGGAAACCUUAUGUAAGCAUUCUUACAUUUUUUUCCCCUAUAAGCAUUGUAUUUGGCUUCUGAUACUAACUUCAAUCAUAAAUUGUUUCUUCAUGAAAGUUGCACGUGGUUUGAAGCAUACCAUGGUGCUGUCUGAAUGUGAUUGCAUGCAAGAUGAGUUUGGAAUUUUCAAAUUGUAAAUCCAUUAUCCUCAUGACGCAAUUCAUACUUAAUACUGAGCUACUUAGAUUUUUAGAAUUUGAGACAUCAGCUGACUGAUUUUGGAAAAAAAACCUCAUUUCUGUAAUUUUAAUUACUUAAAGCUUUAGUGGUGAGGCAAUGGCCCUUUUCAGUCUUAUCUUUGCAAAAUUACAUCACAGUCCCAGUAAAUUUCAAUUUCAUUUGCAAAAUCAAUCAGCUUUUUGUUGACUUAACCAAUUGUCUUGAGGAUAUACUUGGCGUCAUAUUCUAGUCAUGUAUUUAAACCAGUUGGAUUCAUUCCCUCUGUGCUGUGCAGAUCUUGAUUCAGAAAUAAAACCACUGUCUACACUA
Messenger RNA from Thrips palmi, 4823 nucleotides. It is a transcript of the gene Rop, whose product is annotated as protein ROP. The coding region runs from base 1 to 1764 and encodes 587 amino acids. Gene Ontology annotation, biological process: intracellular protein transport; vesicle-mediated transport; neurotransmitter secretion. The record is from RefSeq and is a predicted model, not a curated record. Lineage: Eukaryota; Metazoa; Arthropoda; Insecta; Thysanoptera; Thripidae. Gene Ontology annotation, cellular component: plasma membrane; secretory granule. Gene Ontology annotation, molecular function: syntaxin binding. The transcript is spliced from 11 exons.